AGGGACCGGGGGAUGGCGGCGGCGCCGCUCCAGACGGGACGGGGAAAGGGGACGAUGAACGACUGGGCGCCCAUCGCAAAGGAGUAUGACCCGCUCAAAGCCGGGAGCAUUGAUGGCACAGAUGAGGAGCCCCACGACCGUGCCAUAUGGAGGGCUAUGCUGGCACGCUAUGUACCCAACAAGGGAGUUACAGGAGACCCUCACCUCACGCUGUUUGUAGCAAGGCUCAAUCUUCAGACAACAGAAGACAAGUUAAAGGAGGUGUUUUCCCGCUAUGGAGACAUCAGAAAGCUCCGUCUGGUUCGAGACCUGGUCACGGGGUUUUCCAAGGGAUAUGCGUUUAUUGAGUACAAAGAGGAGCGAGCCCUCCUGAAGGCCCACAGAGACGCCAACAGGCUGGUUAUCGAUCAGCAUGAGAUCUUUGUGGACUUUGAACUGGAAAGAACUCUCAAAGGAUGGAUUCCUCGCAGGCUUGGAGGUGGUUUUGGAGGCAAAAAAGAAUCCGGGCAGCUCCGGUUCGGAGGACGGGACAGACCUUUCCGAAAGCCCAUCAAUUUGCCAAACAUGAAGAGUGAUUUCUAUGGAGAAAGAUCAGCAGAGAAAAGAAACUGGUCUCAGGAGGGAUCAAGGGACUGGAGAACAAGGGAUCGAGACCACGACAGGAGCAGAGACAAGCGGUGGCCAGAAAGGGAGCGGUCGUGGACUUGGGGUGAAAGCGAGAGGGACUCCAAAGAGGAGAGGAGCAGAGGGAGGGAGAGGAAGGACAGAGACAGGAAGGACAGGGAUAGAGACCGGAGCAGGGAAAGAGAUUCCAAGAAGCAAAGAGAUGAUGACAAGCACCGGGCCAGAUCCAAUUCCAGCUGAUAAAGGAAGUGUGUAGUCACUGAGGCUUUCUGCUGAGCGUGUCUGGUCCUGCCUGCUCAGCCUUGCUAUUGUGAUGUCCACACAAAGGACUGCUGUAUUAAUGCAGCAGCCGAUGAGAAUGCAACCAGCAGUGCAUGUUAACACGGGGUCAUGCAAAAGGAAACCACAGUACCAAACAGUAUUACAAAACAAUUCCUACAAGGGACACAAGUCUUCUUAUUGGCUGCAAUGUGGGAUCGUCUGGAAUCAAUCCAGCUGCUACCAUGGGCAUUAUGGCUGUAAAGAUCCUGGUCAGGAAAGUACAGACACAGAAGAGGUAAGACUGGAGCAAGGCAAAGAAAAAGCAUUCCAUUAAAAAGAAAAGAGGCAAA
Neopsephotus bourkii (Bourke's parrot) is the source of this 1235-nucleotide messenger RNA. RefSeq names its product small nuclear ribonucleoprotein U11/U12 subunit 35 (gene SNRNP35). Bases 13 to 864 code for a protein of 283 amino acids. Gene Ontology annotation, biological process: mRNA splicing, via spliceosome. Gene Ontology annotation, molecular function: mRNA binding; snRNA binding. The transcript is spliced from 4 exons. Gene Ontology annotation, cellular component: U12-type spliceosomal complex; precatalytic spliceosome. NCBI's taxonomy places the organism in Eukaryota, Metazoa, Chordata, Aves, Psittaciformes, Psittacidae. The record is from RefSeq and is a predicted model, not a curated record.